Messenger RNA from Selaginella moellendorffii, 1727 nucleotides. RefSeq names its product glycerol kinase. The coding region runs from base 77 to 1636 and encodes 519 amino acids. Gene Ontology annotation, cellular component: mitochondrion. The transcript has 4 exons. The record is from RefSeq and is a predicted model, not a curated record. Gene Ontology annotation, biological process: triglyceride metabolic process; glycerol-3-phosphate biosynthetic process; glycerol metabolic process. Lineage: Eukaryota; Viridiplantae; Streptophyta; Lycopodiopsida; Selaginellales; Selaginellaceae. Gene Ontology annotation, molecular function: glycerol kinase activity.
CUUGUGUGCCCUAUCUUUGGCCCCCAGGUCGAUCCCGGUCUUUCCAUCCAGGUAAAGAUCUUUGAUUGCUUGGAAAAUGGGUGAUGCUGCCGCAUUCGUCGCCGCGAUCGAUCAGGGCACGACGAGCACGCGAUUCAUCCUCUACGACCAGGAUGCCAAGCCGGUCGCCUCGCAUCAGCUGGAAUUCGAGCAAAUCUAUCCCCAGGCCGGUUGGGUGGAGCAUGAUCCCUUGGAAAUCCUCAAGUCUGUCAAGGUAUGCAUGGAGGAAACUCUCAACAAGGCCCCGAGCAAGGGUCUUAGCGUCGCCGUGAAAGCUAUCGGGAUCACGAACCAGCGGGAGACGAGCAUCAUUUGGAGCAAGAGCACUGGCAAGCCACUGUACAAUGCCAUUGUCUGGAUGGAUGGAAGAACGAGCUCCAUUUGCAAACGCUUGGAAGAGAAUCUCUCCGGUGGAAGCAAACACUUUGUGGAGAGCUGUGGACUUCCCAUAAGUACUUACUUCAGUGCUUUGAAGCUACUGUGGCUGCUAGAGACGGUCCCAGAGGUUAAGUCGGCCGUGCUCGCCGGGGACGCUUUGUUCGGCACGGUCGAUAGUUGGCUUAUCUGGAACAUGACCGGGGGUAUCUCCGGAGGCUUGCACGUCACCGACUGCUCCAACGCCGCGAGAACAAUGCUCAUGAAUCUCAAGACUUUGAGCUGGGACAAAGGCAUCCUCGAGAGCUUGGGGAUCUCGAUCGACUUGCUACCUCACGUCUACAACAUGCUUCCCGGGAUCAUCAGCAACUCGGAAGUUAUUGGAAAAGUUUGCGAGGGGUGGCCGCUGGCCGGAGUUCCACUCGCAGGUUGCUUGGGCGAUCAGCACGCGGCAAUGCUCGGCCAGCACUGCAAGAAGGGAGAGGCCAAGAGCACUUACGGAACUGGCUGCUUCAUCCUGCUCAACACUGGCGAAGAAGUAGUGCCUUCCACGCACGGGCUUCUCACGACCGUGGCUUAUAAGCUCGGGCCAAAGGCGCCAACUUGUUACGCGUUGGAAGGAUCGAUCGCCAUCGCCGGAGCAGCAGUGCAGUGGCUCAGAGACAACCUUGGGAUCAUCAAGAGUGCGUCGGAGAUAGAAGCACUGGCUAGCACCGUGGAGAACACCGGGGGAGUAUACUUCGUUCCGGCGUUCAGCGGCUUGUAUGCUCCGAGAUGGAGGGACGAUGCGAGGGGAGUUUGCGUGGGGAUCACGCGGUUCACUCACAAGGGACAUCUCGCACGGAGCGUUCUGGAGAGUAUGUGUUUCCAGGCGAAGGAAGUGCUCGACUCUAUGCUCAAGGACGCAAAGGUGGAGCACAAGGAAAAGUUUGUGCUGCGCGUCGAUGGAGGAGCUACUGUCAACAAUCUACUGAUGCAAAUCCAGGCUGAUCUUCUAGGAACUGACGUAGUGAGGCCCAAAGACAUUGAAACAACGGCUUUAGGCGCUGCUUAUGCGGCUGGUUUGGCAGUCGGAUUGUGGAAGGAAGAGCAGAUCUUCACGGCCGAUGAAGAAGUCGGCCAGACCUUCACUCCAAGCAUCGCGGAGCCGGAGCGUGAAAAGCGUUAUACUUCGUGGUGCAAGGCCGUGGAACGAAGCUAUGCGCUCGCAGACUUGGCUUAAGAAAAUUAUAGAAAAAAAAGAACAAAAUAAUUAGAAUCUCAUAAGGUGUUGUUAAUUAUAUAUAUACAAAUGCUUCCAAGUUUCCAGAUAA